This is a messenger RNA of Zymoseptoria tritici IPO323, 528 nucleotides long. RefSeq lists its product as uncharacterized. NCBI's taxonomy places the organism in Eukaryota, Fungi, Ascomycota, Dothideomycetes, Mycosphaerellales, Mycosphaerellaceae. The transcript is spliced from 2 exons. The record is from RefSeq and is a predicted model, not a curated record. The coding region runs from base 1 to 528 and encodes 175 amino acids.
AUGGCAACUGACAACGAUAUUCAGUCAACCCUCGACGUUCUCCUCCUCAUCGCUUGCGCCCUUGGAGUAGCAGUCCUGCUCGUACGCCACAAGCAGUCCUUCGGCUUCUCCAAGUCGUCUACCGCGACCAUCCCCAUUACCGCCUAUUGUCGCGCAAACGUUCGUGCCGCUCUCAACCGGCGCGAGAAGAAGGACAGCAAGACUCGCGCCGCGCACAUCCUGAUCGUCCACGGAUCAUCCCUCAAGCGGAAGUUCCUCACCGUCAUCCGUAGCUUUUGCUCCAACCACGGCCCUGAGCUUGUCUUCUUUGUGGUCGUUGUUAUCGCUGCACUGAACUCCUACUCGAUCUCCAUCCCUAUCCCAGGGGCUCAGCACUUCAUCGAUUGCAUCGUCGCCUCCACGAAGAGUGUGCUGAAUCAGCCCUGGCAGGCUUACCUACGCCUCCUGCUUCGCUUCCAAGAGCACAUCCAGGACUCGAUGCAGCGUGCGAACAAGCGCCGACCCGGAUGGGUGGAGAUGGAUGAGUAG